AUGACUCUUAUCAAAUCUAUUUCAAUGGUUGGUGGUAAUUCAUUGGAGAGUGUUUCCAACAGUUUGAUCAAUGCAUCCAAUGGUCAAUCAUCAAGUGAUUCCAACAAUCAAGAACAAUGUUUUGGUUUUGGAAGAAGAAGAACAACCAACAUUAUCUUUGGUGAUUCGGUUGUGGUGGAUAUGGGUGUGGUGGUUUUGGUGCAUUCUAAUCAAAUUGUACCUAAUAAUUUUACACAUUAA
Heterostelium album PN500 is the source of this 240-nucleotide messenger RNA. RefSeq lists its product as uncharacterized. The coding region runs from base 1 to 240 and encodes 79 amino acids. The transcript has 3 exons. The record is from RefSeq and is a predicted model, not a curated record. NCBI's taxonomy places the organism in Eukaryota, Evosea, Eumycetozoa, Acytosteliales, Acytosteliaceae.